AUGUCUGGCGGUUGGACUCUACUUAUCGGCUUGAUUGUCGUUGUUGCCGCUUCUUUGGCCGCCUGGUUCUUCAGCCCAAAGGGCAACAACCUGACUGUCUGGCGCAGCACCCUCAUCCUCUCCUUUAUUUCCUGCUACUUGAUGUGGGCUAUCAUCUUCCUCGCACAGCUGCAUCCUCUUAUCGCACCAAAGAGAUCCGAUAUCCGUCCUGGACGGGUACCUAAUUAA
Penicillium verhagenii is the source of this 228-nucleotide messenger RNA. RefSeq names its product V-type proton ATPase subunit e. Lineage: Eukaryota; Fungi; Ascomycota; Eurotiomycetes; Eurotiales; Aspergillaceae. The coding region runs from base 1 to 228 and encodes 75 amino acids. The transcript is spliced from 4 exons. Gene Ontology annotation, molecular function: proton-transporting ATPase activity, rotational mechanism. Gene Ontology annotation, cellular component: vacuolar proton-transporting V-type ATPase, V0 domain. Gene Ontology annotation, biological process: proton transmembrane transport; vacuolar acidification. The record is from RefSeq and is a predicted model, not a curated record.